Durusdinium trenchii is the source of this 651-nucleotide messenger RNA. The record is from the annotation of a GenBank genome assembly. Lineage: Eukaryota; Dinophyceae; Suessiales; Symbiodiniaceae.
AUGCCAAAGGCAUUGUAUCUUGCGAUGAUUGGCAACAUGGCCUUCCGAUUUUUGGGUUUCUUGCGCGCUCCAGUCAACACCAGAUUCUUUUCUUGGGUGAUGGGUACUGGUUUGGUUUAUGCAGGAAUUUCUAGGCUUGUCUUCCAGCGGCUGGAGCACUGCCCAGAUGUUACGGAGUCAGCAAUUGUACGAUUUUUGCGCCUUCUCCUUGGUGAACGAUUGGGUGAAUUCUAUGAUGAGGAGGGCGAGGCCAUCCUGGUAGAUGUCAAGGGCAAGUACCGCAUAAGCCUUUUGGGAGUGGCCUUGCUUUGCCUUUUUGCAGUAAACUUUCUUCUCAGCUUUGACGUUGUGCUGGCAAAAUCGGAAGCUUCUGAUGACGUCUUUCUGAACUUCAGCUCUUCGAUCCUGGCCUUGUUUGCCAUCCGCUCCUUAUUCUUUGUGGUCAGGGACUUCUUCACACUUUCGACUGUUACUCGUUCAACUUUGGCACUUGUCUUGUUCCUGAUGGGGUUGGAAAUGCUGACGGGGCCAGCAGUUUACGUGAAUGCCUUUGCCUCCUGUGUUGUAUUUGCCAGCAUGUUGGCUCUUUCUGUUGGCGUUUCAACUUUGCAGCAGUCUCAUGCAAAGUUGCCUUUUUCAGCCCUACAUUGA